Musa acuminata AAA Group (dessert banana) is the source of this 1703-nucleotide messenger RNA. Its product is annotated as glucan endo-1,3-beta-glucosidase 10. Lineage: Eukaryota; Viridiplantae; Streptophyta; Magnoliopsida; Zingiberales; Musaceae. Gene Ontology annotation, molecular function: hydrolase activity, hydrolyzing O-glycosyl compounds. Gene Ontology annotation, biological process: carbohydrate metabolic process. The record is from RefSeq and is a predicted model, not a curated record. The coding region runs from base 236 to 1525 and encodes 429 amino acids. The transcript has 2 exons. Gene Ontology annotation, cellular component: plasma membrane.
CCGCUCAUCGCCCUUGACCCUAUCUCCUCCGCUCUCCUCCGUCGUCUCGGACAAAGCUACAGCUCGCAAGUCCCCCUCCCUUCCCCACACUCUGGUCCCCAACUCGACGCAUGUUGUUCAACGAUCUUCUAUCCCCUCCUCCAUCCCUCGUGGGAUAAAUGUGAGCUUUACGACCACCUCUACCAUCACUGCUGCUACCAUCACCGCGGGGGACUGCCGCGGGCGAUACUCGACGAUGGCAUUGGCCUUCCUCACUCUUCUCGCCUUGCUCCUCGCCCUCGCGUGGUUAACCCUCCCCGCCUCCGCCACCUCCGCCUCCUUUGUGGGCGUCAAUUACGGGCGUCUCGGCGACGACCUCCCUCCUCCCCAGGCCGUCCCCCGCCUCAUCACCUCCAUCGGCAUCGGCCGCGUCCGCAUCUACGACGCCGACCCCGCCGUUCUCCACGCCUUUGCUAACACCGGCAUCGAGCUCGUCGUCGGCCUCCCCGACAGCUGCCUUCCCGCGAUGGCCGCCGACCCCGACGAGGCUCUUGCCUGGGCCCGCGCUAACAUCCAGGCCUACCUCCCUGCUACCAAGAUCGUCGCCGUUACCGUCGGCAACGAGGUGCUCACCAAUGCCCACGAUACCGGCUUCGCCCUCGCCCGCUGCCUCGUCCCCGCCAUGGAGGCGCUCCACUCCGCCCUCGCCACCCUCGGCCUCGACGGCGUCGUCGCCGUGACCACCGCACACUCCCUGGCCGUGCUCGCCACGCCAUCCUACCCGCCCUCGGCCGCCGUGUUCCGCCGCGAACUCCUCCCCUACAUCUGCCCCCUCAUCGCCUUCCACGCCCGCACCGGCUCCCCGUUCUUCGCCAACGCGUACCCCUACUUCGCUUACCAGCGGGAUCCCUCCCAGAUAGCGCUCGAGUACGCCCUCCUCGACCCCAGCGCCGCCAGCAUCACCGACCCCGGGUCCGGCCUCCGCUACGCCAACUUGCUCCACGCGCAGGUCGACGCCGUCUACCACGCCAUUGCCGCGGCCGGUGGCGAUGCCGGGAAGCGGGUUGAGGUGAGGGUAUCGGAAACAGGGUGGCCGUCGGCAGGUGACCCGGACGAGAUCGGGGCCACGCCGGAGAACGCCGGCAAAUACAACAGUAACCUGAUCCGAUUGGUGUGCCAGAAGAAGGGUACGCCGCUGGUGCCCGGGACGCCCCUCCGGGCGUACAUCUUCGCUCUCUUCAAUGAGAACCAGAAGGAGGGGCCGAAAUCGGAGAGGAAUUACGGGCUCUUCAAGGCCGACGGCACACCCGCCUACCAUCUCGACAUCAAGAUGCCGCCGGAGGACGACACCACCUCGGGCGGAGGCAGCGAAAGCGGCGGAGGCGACGGAGGCUACGAGGGCGAGCCCGACGGCGCGUCCUCCUCGGGCUACUUCGGCAUCUCCUCCGCAGCGCAACAAUGGAGGACGAAGGCUUCAGUGGCGGCGGCGGCGGCGGUCGCAGCUAUUAUCUUGCAUCUGCCUUCUUUGGGUGGCUUUGACAGCUGAGACGUGGAAGAAAGCAACCAUUGUUUCAAUAAGCUUCGGUGGGAUCUGUAAUCGAUUUAGCUUAGGACAAUUGGCAUCAUCUUCCGUAGUCCAAUGUGUUGGAAAGAUGUUUGAUCCAAAGUCUUCAUCUUUUUCCUCUUUCAUUCUUUUAAUUGAUUCUAGUUUUUGUUUUCUCUCA